Messenger RNA from Gilbertella persicaria, 1456 nucleotides. RefSeq lists its product as uncharacterized. Gene Ontology annotation, molecular function: transcription cis-regulatory region binding; DNA-binding transcription activator activity, RNA polymerase II-specific. The coding region runs from base 33 to 1340 and encodes 435 amino acids. The transcript has 4 exons. Gene Ontology annotation, cellular component: RNA polymerase II transcription regulator complex. Lineage: Eukaryota; Fungi; Mucoromycota; Mucoromycetes; Mucorales; Choanephoraceae. The record is from RefSeq and is a predicted model, not a curated record.
UCUCUUUCCUUUCUUUUAUUUUUUUCUCAAUUAUGUCUAUUGCUUCAGAAGCGCUUCAACUGACUUUUAAUGAUUCUGCUUUGGAUCUAUUAAAUGCAGCUAUUGCUAGUCACCAUCAAGUGAAUAUUGAAGACAGUCCAGGACUGAUUGACACUAGUUCCAAAAUAAUCAAUUCAGAAGAAGAUUCACCAAAAUCAUCACCUACAAAAAAGAAAUCUUCAAAUGCCUUACAUGCUAAGAGAGAACUUGAUAAAGAUGAACAAACCUCAACAGCUGCGCCCAAACGUGCGGGACGCAAACCAUUGGACAAAUCUGCUACAAUUGAUGCUCAGCUGGACCCCAAGCAAAAGAGAAAAGCACAGAACCGUGCUGCUCAACGUGCUUUUAGGGACCGUAAAGAAAAACAUGUUGCUGAAUUACAAGCUCGUAUUGAAGAACUAGAGGCCCUGAAUGCAACAAAGGAUGAGGAUCUCGUCAAAGAAAAUUCAAGAUUAAAAGAACAAUUAAAGAAACUUCAAGAAGAAAACUAUGCACUCAAAGGAGCUCAAUUUACGUUUGAGUUCCCUGUGACUGAGCAUCAACACUCAUCGUAUCCUGUUACCAAUGAACCCAUUCAACCUUCCAACUUUUAUCAGACAAGUAGCAGCAGCAUGAGUAGUGGUAAUAGUUACAGUGGAGAAGAUGGCGCAAGCUCCUCAGCUGAGCAAUCUCCAUUGUCCAACACAAAUACACAUGAAGACGAUUCUGCUGAUACUAGCUUAUUUACAUCCACUCCAUUACAGUUUGGAUUGCAACCCGCUAACAACACACUUGAUUUCUUGGCCGUAUCUGAUUCAACGUAUGGUCUUGGCAAUGGGUUUACCACAAGUCAAAACUUCCCUACAAGCAAUGAUAAUAACUUGGGCUUCCCUACAGUGGAUCUCUUCCAUGGCAAAGAUGACUUGUUUUCAAACUACCAAGUACCUUCUACCAGUAACUUGAAUGAUGACUUUUUAUUUGCUGAUGAAGACUUGACCAAUCUAUUUGGCUCUACAGACGAUCUCUUUGGUGGUAACCAGUUCUCAUUAAACGCACAAUUUGGUCUGCCAGAGACACCAGCUAUUCGUCGUAACAAGAUCUCAGCUGAAAACAAGAAGCGCUUGAUUGAAAAGAUGAAGAGUGGACAAAAGGAAGGCAAACAUGUGUAUCAAAUCCAUCAAGAAAUGGUACAAGAAUGUCCUGAUUUUGAUCUAGAUGCUUUAUGUAAUGAUCUCAAGAAGAAGGCACAAUGUAGUAAGAGUCAGUUUCUAGUUACAGACCGUGAAGUGGAAGCUUUUGUAAAAUGUCUAGAUCAUGUUUAAUUACCUAUUUAUAUACACACACCAACCCAUCCACACACACACAUAUAUACGCACAUACUCUCCUUCCCUCUUUUUCUUUUCUCUAUUAUUAUUCUACAUAUAUAUCAUUUCAUUAU